GCCCAUGACCCAGCCCUCCGAACCGAAAGCGGCCUCCAGGAUUCAGCCUCGUAGUCAGCGCCAGCCAAUGAAGCGCGCUGGCCACAGCCACGUGACCGCAGCGGGGCGGUGCUUCGGCGGCCCCGUGAGCUCUAUGGUCUUCCGGACUCGCUAGAGGGAGUGUGGUCCACUGGAGGACUCCCUACAUUCUUCCUCCAUUACCUCACUGCCUCCGGUGGCUGCUGGGAUACCGGAGGACCCGGGUCCCGGCUCGACUCAGUCCUCCAGCCGCUCGGGGAAUGCCUCUAGUUCUUCCCGGCCGCCGCCGCCCCGCCGCUUCCUCCUCCGCCCGCCGGCCUCCUUCGCCCCGCCCCGCCCGCGCCGCGCGUCCGGCCCGCCUGCGGGCCCGCUUCUCUCGGGAGCCCCCACCCAGGCGCAUGGCUCCAUGAAGCAGGAGGAGGAGGCAGAGCGCGAGAGGUCCCGUCCGCCCCAGCUGAGCCUGGGCCAGGAGAAAAGGUACAGGAAGAAGGAAUGGAACUGGAAGGAAGAAAAUUCAUUCCAGAGACAAAAUAGCUCCCCUCCUCUGUUGUAGCUAUUCCUCUGGCAAUACAAACUUUCUGCUUUCAGGUUCUGCGGCAUUCCAGACCUCGAGCACCGAAUCAGGAUGGGAAAAAGACGUUGUGUCCCUCCACUCGAGCCCAAGUUGGCAGCAGGCUGUUGUGGGGUCAAGAAGCCCAAGUUGUCUGGAAGUGGCACGCACAGUCACGGGAACCAGUCCACCACUGUCCCCGGCUCUAGUUCAGGACCUCUUCAAAACCACCAGCAUGUGGACAGCAGCAGUGGACGGGAGAAUGUGUCGGACUUAACUCUGGGACCUGGAAACUCUCCCAUCACACGAAUGAAUCCCGCGUCGGGAGCGCUGAGCCCUCUCCCCCGGCCCAAUGGAACUGCCAACACCACUAAGAACCUGGUGGUGACUGCAGAGAUGUGCUGCUACUGCUUCGACGUGCUCUACUGUCACCUCUAUGGCUUCCCGCAGCCACGACUUCCUAGAUUCACCAAUGACCCCUAUCCGCUCUUUGUGACAUGGAAGACAGGGCGGGACAAGCGGCUUCGUGGCUGCAUUGGGACCUUCUCAGCCAUGAAUCUUCAUUCAGGACUCAGGGAAUACACGUUAACCAGUGCACUUAAGGACAGCCGAUUUCCCCCCCUGACCCGAGAGGAGCUGCCUAAACUUUUCUGCUCUGUCUCCCUCCUUACUAACUUUGAGGAUGCCAGUGAUUACCUGGACUGGGAGGUAGGGGUCCAUGGGAUUCGAAUUGAAUUCAUUAAUGAAAAAGGUGUCAAACGUACAGCCACGUAUUUACCUGAGGUUGCUAAGGAACAAGACUGGGAUCAGAUCCAGACAAUAGACUCCUUGCUCAGGAAAGGUGGCUUUAAGGCUCCAAUUACCAGUGAAUUCAGAAAAACGAUCAAACUUACCAGGUACCGAAGUGAGAAGGUGACAAUCAGUUACGCAGAGUAUAUUGCUUCUCGCCAGCACUGUUUCCAGAAUGGCACUCUUCAUGCCCCGCCCCUCUACAAUCAUUACUCCUGACACACGGCUGCAUGACCAGUCCCACCCCCCUGUGGCCACCAAUGGCUAUGACAUCAUUGGAGCAGAUGCCUCCUCUUCCUGGUCCAGUUACUUCUAUUACUGCACCAUUUUAUGAUGCUAGCUUCCGUUGCCAAGUCUGCCUCCCACUGACUGAGGGGGGGUGGGGUUACAUUGAAUGAAACAGAACUUGAGGGGCCCAAGCCUUAUCUCAGCCUUUCCUCAAUAUGGGGUUCCGUUGGAUUGGGGCUCCUCCAUGACUAGUGAGGAUUAUCACAGGGUUCAGAAGACCCUUGUCUGGUAUUGCCACAUGUGUGUUGGCCACACACUGGAAGCUGGAACUGAUGAUCCAUGAAGGCUUAACCCACAUACACCCCUACAGCCUCCCCAGAUCAAGUAGGUAUAUUCCCCUGGCAGUCUGGGCAACGGAGACCAACAGAAACAUUUUUAGGUUGUUUUAAAUUCCUUUUUUUAAACUCCCAGUUUAUUGCAUACCAAGAGUUGGUUACAACUUCCAUGCUUCAUAAGUGGACGCCACGUUAGGGUUGGACGUGGGCACCAUGAGUCUUUCGAGGCUCCUGGACAGAGACCCACAUCAAGAUCGGAAGCCCUUUGGAUGGCGUUGCAGAUCUCAUUACUCAAUAAGCCGUGAAGGUUUAAUUGUCAUCCCAGUCUCAGUUGGAUUUCUGGCACUUUUCCUGCACAUUGAGUCUCCUGGUAUUGCACAGAGCUCUGUGGUGUAGCCUGCUGAGGAACGGAAUGGAGAUGCCCACGGGAGGUCCUGAUGUCAUCACUGCACACAGGUGUGAAAGGAGAGACCUCUUCCUCACCACCCGGCUACCUCACUUGUCUACUGGUAGCAGUGCCUAUAGCUGGACCUAGGUUCUCAGAAGCGUAGACGUGCAAAUAAGCAGUUGGGUUGGGCUUUAGAAGACACGCUGUCAUGGGGGAAUCCAGGGUCUCUAAGCUGGUUUUCUUUUCAGGCAAACAUCUUGAGGGACCUCUAAGCGGGGGAGUUCCUCUUUCUGGUUUGCCUGCAGCAGUGGGAAGACUGUUGAUGAUUCAGUCCUUUACAGGACUUUACAACAAAGCUGUGUAAUUACACAAGGUGAAUCUUUAUCUUGCCUGACAUGCUGGGAAUCUUCACCCCACCAGGGCAAAUUUCCAAAUAGCUCAUUUUAUUCUAGCUCUUACAAACUUUCAUGUGACAUAUUUCCCUUUCCCGUUGUUGCUGAUUUCCAAAUAGCUGUCAGCAAGUUUUUCCUCCCUCUUGCCGAUUCUUCACUCAUUGGUGGCAAAGUUCAUAGAACUAGGGGACUUGGAAGAGGCUUUGAAAACAUUGUCACAAAGGCACUGCUAAGAUGAUUCACAGGAAGAGUGGCCAGUUGGAAGAAAGGUUCCUAAGGAUGUUACACUGGUUUUCAACAACAUGCUUAGAGAACUCGACGAGGAUUGGGUGUCAACCCAAUGAACACAACGUUUUGAUUUAAUUUAUUUUUCAAAGUUUAUGUGGUGAUGGUGUGGCUUUCUGAAAUGGGCAAAUAUUCAAGUCAAAAGAUCUUUUGCAUUUCUUCUGCCAGGAGUGGGGGGGAGGGGCGAGGACACAAUCUGGAAGAAGACCAUGUGUGAAGCUUCUGGGAAGGGAUGGGCAAGGGUGAGUGGGUUUGCUUGGCACCGUCCUGUGCUGCUCAUGGGAAACAUGGGUGGCAUCAGGGUGCCCAGGCCGCAACCUCCCCACUGCUGUGCUGGGUUCCUGCAGCCUGCCAUGUUUCCCUUGAAGAUGAAGGGGUCAUUUCAUGGUUUCCUGCUACUGAGAAUAAAUGUUUUGUUAAAAACAGAUGUGAUAAGUUACUCUUAGGUGCCAUGGGUUGAUGUCAGGGUGGCCAGCUCUGGACUCAGCCACCCACCUCCAAUUUGUACAACAGUAUUGAUACAUAGGGCUACACUCAUUACUGUUCAAGUGUUCUAUGUUAAAAGUUGUGUUUAAUUUCUAAAGAUUAAAAAAGCAAAAAAAUGGUGCUAAACUUUCACCCCUGAGCACGCUCGGUGAGACUGGUCAUGCAAGCAUUUACAGUGCCAUGCCCCUCAAGCCUAUUUUUUCUUAGAAAUGUCGCCCUACUUGUCUUCCCCAAUGUGUAGUAUGUUUUUAUUUUAUUUUAUUGAGGGUGGGGUAGGAUACCUGCCAUUUAAGAAGGUGAGUAGAAAAUUUAAAACCCAAGAAAAGGGGAAAAAAAAUCAGUGCACAAGAAUCAGGCUGGUUAAGCCCAGCACCACACUGAAGUGGGCUCAGUGGUUUUUGGAGUGAAGAAGCCUUACUCCAUGCACAUUCCCUCUUGCUCCCACACAAGUCCAGCAGUGGAGAUGCUUGAGUUCCUCUUGCCUUGCCAGGGGACUUGGGAGUCGACCAAGGAAAACUAUUUGGCCCCAUAAGGCGUGGGCACCGUCAGUGUCCCUCCCGAAUAGGGCCUAGUCAGGAAGUGGUCUGGAAGUGUACGGUCAUUGUUGCCUCAUGAAAAUUGUGGCAGGUGGCUCUCAGGAAAAAUACCAAGUCUGGAUCAUGCAUGUGGCAGCUUUGAUAGGGAGAUGACAGCUCCGAACUGGAACUGAACUGCCUUCCACACGCUUGACCAAAGCGGUGAUGAGGGUGGCCAGUACAUGCAGUAUGGGUGGUAGGUUUAAAGAAAAGGGAAUGUUUUCUGCUACGAGUUUCCCUUGUCCUUGGGCUGCUCAGGCUGGACACUAGGUAACCACUGUUUCCAAGGAACCAGCCCAACUUCGCUGGCUUGGUUCGGAGUUCGUUUCAUCCCUAGCUGUGAGUGCCUUUUGGUCUGGAAAGUUGGCUUGUCUCAUAAUACCCACAGCUAGGACAUUCUCUCUGUAAUUAUGAAUUGUCCUUGUUUUACAUUAAAAGAAUGUCUUUGAUCACUAGAGUUUGUCGGUGUUGGAUUGUUUCUACUGUGAGAUUCUUAAACUUUUUUGCUUCAUAAUAUUAAAACAACUCAUAUUAGAGACCCUUUCAAUGUGAAAGGUUUGUAGUUGAGAUGUUACAUAUAUUUUAUUGUUUAUAAUAAAAAAAUCAUCUAUACAAAAUAAGUCCUGGGUGUUAAUUUUAAUAUUUUGCACAAGAUCUGUUUUCCAUGUGUUAACAUCUACGAUUUCACUAACUGUUGAUGUUAUUUUCUAUUGAGAUUCUGGAGCCUAGGGAGCUAUGUGUUCUUUUCGUUUAUUUUGUUCUUAUUUCCCUGAAGCAAGAGACUAUAUGGCCUUCAGUGCAAAGACUUCAGACCAGUUCUUUGUAUUACACUUGGUUGCCUCUUGGCUAUAUAACUUCUGAGUGCAAAUCAUUGAACUCUUUAACAAAGUAUUGUAGAGAAUAAAUCAUAAUGGAUAAA
Molecule: messenger RNA, 4965 nt
Organism: Carlito syrichta (Philippine tarsier)
Lineage: Eukaryota; Metazoa; Chordata; Mammalia; Primates; Tarsiidae
Gene: AMMECR1L
Product: AMMECR1 like
Exons: 8
Coding region: 644-1576 (310 amino acids)
Source: RefSeq, a predicted model, not a curated record